Molecule: messenger RNA, 1106 nt
Organism: Danio aesculapii
Lineage: Eukaryota; Metazoa; Chordata; Actinopteri; Cypriniformes; Danionidae
Product: glutamate-rich protein 6
Exons: 7
Coding region: 21-1106 (361 amino acids)
Source: RefSeq, a predicted model, not a curated record
ACAGAGAGUUGUUUGAGAUCAUGGCCCAUGAAAAACAUCUGAAAAGUUCUGAAGCAAGGCCCAGCAGACCUGCUCAACUAGAUGACCCUUUCUUUGAUGAGGAUGAAGAUCUACAAGAGAAAUCACAGGACAAGGGAAAGCUUAGUUUUAGAGAGCAGCAGAAGGAGAUGGCAAGAAAUGGCCGAGAUUCUCACUCGAGCGCGUUGGCAUCAAAAAGCACUCUGCCUCAAACAAUCAUCAAUUUCAGGCUGUCUGACUGUGCCCCCAAAAAAGAUAUCGGGGAAGUUAAAGAGUACAUCAAAUGUACUAACGAGUCUUCUAUACUGGGAUCAGUUGAGUUUGGUUUAAGACAUCCACAGUACAAUUCAGAUUUCUUGGAGAAGUACUACUCUCAUGGAGGGAAAUUUCUCACUGUGUUUCCAGAUGGUUCUGCACAACUUUUCUAUCCCUCAGGAAACUUGGCUAUCAUCAUUAUCAGCAGUGAGAAGGAAAGAAUAUGCAUCGUACAUGAUGACGUGACGGCCCUUUGUCCCGCCAGAGCCAUCUUUCAGUCUAAUGGCAGAGCCACAUGUUAUCAUGGCAGCGGCAGCAUUUGGUUGUCUAUGGAUGCUCGGGGUGGGCAAAGUCUGGAUGAGAGCGGGAGAAGGACCAGAACAUGGAGCUGGACAGACAAGGCUCAAACACCAACACCCCUCAGACCAAUCUUUCUAUCCCUCAACAAAAAUAUAGGGGUUCGAGUUCUUGGGCAGCAGUUGGUGUUUCUGUCGUUCCUUGCUUCAGGACAGCAGGCCCGGUUCAGAGUAGGCAGCUGUGAGUCGUCCAAAGGACACAACAUACCACCUCAAGUCAUGACGUGCAAAGAGGAACUGGUUCUUCUGGCAUGCAAGGUUGGACUUCACAUGGCUCUGAUACGGUUACAGCAGUGCCAAGCCUUCCCAUCCAGUCCCACACACCUGCGGGUCACACCUCCACCUUUCCUCCAUUCGCUGGCCCAAAGGCUGCGUAAAUCGAGCCACAGAGUACACAUGGAAGAGCCAGACAGGAACUUUAUUCAGCGCUGUCUACAGGCCUGUCAAUCCACAGCAGGAUCUCCAGAGGAAACGUAA